This is a messenger RNA of Chara braunii, 2712 nucleotides long. Lineage: Eukaryota; Viridiplantae; Streptophyta; Charophyceae; Charales; Characeae. The record is from the annotation of a GenBank genome assembly.
GACCGUAGAUAACAACGAUCAGCGGCCGAAAUCUCGUAAUUUGCGCAAGUGGGACCUUGCCCCCGGCUGUGUACUUCUAAAAGAUUUUUUGCAUUGUGUACCCCGACUCACUAUUUGCAUUGUCUACCUCGACUCAAUCUGCCCGUAUUUACCUCGACUCAAUCUGCCCGUAGUGGAGUCAAAUACGUUACGUCCAGCACAUCCGAGCGUGAAAAUGCCCAGUGAGGACCAAGUGUGUCUAGCCGCUGCAUAUCUACUGGGACCGCUUGUCUAGUGGGGCCACUUGACUACCGUAGUGUGGACCACUUGCCUAGAGGGACCUCUUCUCUAUUGGAAUCAGUUGUCUAGCCGAGCCACUGCAUAUCUACUGGGACCACCUGUCUAGUGGGGCCACUUGCCUACCGUAGCGUGGACCACUUGCCUAGAGGGACCUCUUGUCUAGUUUAACCAGUUGUCAAGCCGAGCCACUGCUCAUCUACUGGGACCACUUGUCUAGUAGUGGGACCAUUUGUCUCGUGGGGACCACUUGCCUAGCAGGACCUCUUGUCCAGUGGACCAGCUCUCUAGUGGGGCCACUUGUAGAGCGAGACCACUUGUCUGGUGGACUACUUGUUCAGUGGCACCGCUUGGACCAAUUUUUUUUCUGGGACCAUUUGUCUAGUGGGACCAGAUCAAUGGCCAAAGUGUAAACAGUUGCCAGCGCGGGUCGUCGUUGGGCUUACUUGGUGCUGUUUGAUCUUCCUGAGACAAAUGACCCCUGCCUGUGACUGGGGAGUGUGGAUGUGCUGUCUAUUCUGGCGUACAUGUGCUAUCUUUGCUCCUGCGGCAGGGACACCCUGUGCAUCUGAUCCAAGCAAAGUUCAAGUGGCGGAUUUGGAAAGCAUUCUGAGAUAGCAUAAUGACGGGCUCCUUUGGCGUAAAUGAGGAGCCAGCCCUAGCAUGGGACAACGGCAAAUCACAAUCAAAUGUUCGGUUUAUCGUCAAAGUAGGCGGUGCAGCAAUCUCUGACAAAACAUGCUUUGAAACUCUAAACCACACAGUUCUAGAAAUGACAGCAUGCCAUCUUCAAGAGGCAGCCGGCAUUGAGGCCACUGACGGCCGCAGCGAUGGUGGUGAUGACCUCAAUAAGGAUGGUGUUUUCCAGGUCAAAGAUCGACAACUGCACAAUCGGAAAGUUGGUAUGGUGGUUGUCCAUGGAGCAGGCUCCUUCGGUCACUUCACAGCGAGCAAGUAUCACCUCGGCAGGGGUGGUUUUGGAACUUGUUACCGUACGGCGAUGGGUUUGGCCAAAACGCGAGCAAGCGUCACUCAUCUCAACCAAACUCUGGUACAAACCCUGAUCCGCCACGGUGUUCCGGCGGUUGGCAUAUCGCCAUUUGCAGCUGGCUGGCGAACGAAGUUCGGCGGGCAAGCUGUGGAGAGGGAUGGUAAUCAUGGCAUGGAUAUCAUUUGUCAGGUACUUCGCUCUGGGCUCGUUCCGGUGAUGCAUGGAGAUGCUUCCUUCGAAAUCGGACAAGGCGUUGCCAUCUUGAGUGGUGACGUGAUAAUUCGGCACAUGGCGAAAGCUCUGUGCCCACAGUUCGUUGUUUUUUUGACGGACGUUCCAGGCGUGUUCAAUCGACCACCUUCGGUCGAAGGAGCAACGCUGUUACGCGAGAUUGAGGUUGACGACGAUGGCGGCUGGAUCGUCGUGAACCCACCUGAGGAGAACGUACGGACUGAUGGUGCACAUGGUGCUGAAACCGUUGUGACGACUGUUUCUCCUCAUGACGCGACAGGAGGAAUGGCGGCAAAGAUAAAGGAAGCUGCGACCAUUGCGGCAGCAGGGGUUCCGGUGCUGAUAGCUCAGGCUGGGACCGCACAUGCUCUGGCGGCCUGCAAGGGUGAUGUGUAUACACACUCACCAAUCACAUCAGAAGCACCCUGCCAGGUAAAUGACCUGAGUGGCAAUUCAAUGGCUAUACGAGGUGACUGGAUUGGUACGAUUGUUCGUAAGAGGAAACCCCUCCUAUAUGAUGCUCCACAGAAAGGAGGAGGAGGAGGAGGAGGAGGAGGAGCUUCAGGAUCGUAAAUAAUCAUUUUUUAAUACCUUUUCUGAGUUUCUCCUUUUAUUUACACAGGUUCUUCUUCCCACUUUCCCACUUGCUCUCCCCGGUUCGUUUCACCCUGCUCUCUCUUCCCUUCCUUGCCCAAACUUGUCCUUUUACUCUUUAUUUUUAUCCCCUUUUCUACUCAUCCCCUAAUCUGCACAUCCCCUUUUCUGCACUUUUGCUGCGUAUCUAUCCCCUUUUUUACACUGUUUUUAAGUUUUACUGUGUAUCUACUAUCUAUCCCCUUUUUCUGCACUUUUGGACUGUGUAUUUUACUAUUUCUCCCGUUCUCCGCACCUUUUUACUGUGUAUCUUUCUUUCUUUUUUUUCUUUUUUUUUUACUGUGUAUCUUUCCCCUCUUCUGCACUUUUUUUUUUUUUCUUACUGCAUACCAUCUCCCUGUUCUGAUCUUUCUGUCCUCCUGCUCAAGCAGGCACUGUCUAUGCCUCUUCGAUUGUCCGGACAUAAGCAUGAUAGCCAAAGAAGGUUUCCAAAUGCCCUUCUCAACGCAAGAGCCUAGCUCAGUGGGGACCACACCCAUGAACUGUUGAAAAUUGAAAUACAGACCCGAGUUCGAAUCCAGAUGAUGAUGGAACUUGAUGAGUAAAACAGUACUAAAACC